This is a messenger RNA of Tarenaya hassleriana, 1334 nucleotides long. Its product is annotated as pollen-specific leucine-rich repeat extensin-like protein 3. The record is from RefSeq and is a predicted model, not a curated record. Gene Ontology annotation, molecular function: protein binding. Lineage: Eukaryota; Viridiplantae; Streptophyta; Magnoliopsida; Brassicales; Cleomaceae.
GACGACUCUGGAUCUUGAAGCUGUCUCUCUCAUAUCCCACUUCAAACCACUGCGGAAAGCUACAAGUAAGGAGCAAUGGCUCUCUCCCAAUCUUCCCACGGUGUCCUCAUAUGGAUCCUUGUCCAUGUCUCUUUUGUAGCUGCUAAACAUAGGCCGCACCACCACAGAAGCCAUUCUCCAUCCCCUAUCCCUAUACCAAACCCAAACCCAAACCCGUACCUGCAGCGUGCGUAUGUGGCGCUCCAAGAGUGGAAGAAGGUGAUUUACUCGGACCCAAAAAACUUCACAGGCAACUGGGUAGGGGCGUCGGUGUGCAGCUACAAAGGUAUAUUCUGUGCAACUUCCCCAUCUGAACCCAAAACCCAAGUGGUGGCUGGGAUAGACCUCAACCAUGCCGACAUGGCCGGCUUCCUUCCAGAAGCCCUUGGCCUUCUCACGGAUCUUGCUCUUCUCCAUCUCAAUAGCAACCGCUUCUGCGGCAUCCUCCCCUUUCCCAGCAGGGCACUGGUUAUUCCCUUGUGCCAAAUAUGCCCUUUCCCUGACGUUGUCCUCUCUCUCCAUUCCCUCAAGUACCUCGACCUCCGUUUCAACGAGUUUGAAGGUCCCAUCCCUCCAACCCUCUUCACCAAACCCCUCGAUGCCAUUUUUGUCAACAACAACCGCUUCACCAGCGUCAUCCCCCGUGAUUUCUCUGGAUCCUCAUCUGCUUCCGUAGUUGUGUUCGCCAACAAUAACUUCGGCGGCUGUCUCCCUCCCACCAUUGCCCGGUUCGCUGAUACCUUGGAAGAGCUCCUCUUGAUCAACACCAGCCUGUCCGGUUGUCUCCCCCCUGAAGUCGGGUAUCUCUACAAGCUACGUGUCUUAGACGUCAGUGACAACGGCUUUGUGGGUCCUGUUCCUUACAGCCUGGCCGGUCUCUCCCAUCUCGAGCUCGCCGUCCCUCUGGGUAUCUGCGUUCUCCCAAGUCUGUCCAACCUCACCGUUUCCUACAACUACUUCUGCGAAGAAGAAGGGAUCUGUGGAAACCUGACUUCCCGAGGAAUCGCUUUUGACGACAGCCAGAACUGUCUGCCUGAUAAACCCCACCAACGGAGCCAAAAGGCAUGCGAAGCCGUACUCGAGCAUCCCAUAGACUGCUACGACCAUGAAUGCUCCACCGCGACUGCCUCUGCCCCGGCUGUGGCCCCAGCCAUUGCUCCUGGUCCAGCAUUCCCUUGAUUGGACUCUAUGCUGAGACGUGUAUAUACGUAAAAUUUGAUUGUGGUUUGAAUGAACAUGCUCUAAGAUUGUAACAUUAUACAGUUGGUAUAGAAUACAAUAUAUUUCGUUGUUAA